AUGUCGAUGUCUUUGCAAAACGUCGCGUCAACCGAGCAGCAUUCGGAUGGCCUCAAUCAAGCAAUUCAAUCUCCAUCACCACCAUCAUAUGAAGAAGAAGUGUAUUUACCAAGUUACGAGGAAGCUAUAAGUGAUCGUGUUCCCGACUUUCCAGCUUCUGCUCUCAAACUCGAGGGAGUCAUCAAGUUUAUGUGUUCGCCAGGGGAUUAUCUAGUUGAGCAGGCCCUCCAAUUAGGAGAAGACGUCUUGGAUUUGGAUAUAGAAGUAGAGCAGAAUUUGAUUUACGCAUGUGCUAUUUACCCAAUAACGCGUGAAAUUUUUACACCCUACAUCCAGGAACAUAGGAUUCAUUUAUUUUUGGCAGGUUUUCGUUGGGCGAGGGUAGUAGAAGGGAAUGAAGAUGUUGAGUGGGGUGUUGAGAGGGUAGAGGCGAUAAAUGGCGCCAGGGGCUACGAGAGGGGUUACGAGGCGGAUGACGAGACGGAUGACGAGACGGAUAACGGGAUUGAUGACGAGAUUGAUGAGACGGAUAACGAAGAACCAUCGCAAAUGUCGGAAAGCGGAGUUUAA
Messenger RNA from Botrytis fragariae, 570 nucleotides. RefSeq lists its product as uncharacterized. NCBI's taxonomy places the organism in Eukaryota, Fungi, Ascomycota, Leotiomycetes, Helotiales, Sclerotiniaceae. The record is from RefSeq and is a predicted model, not a curated record. The transcript has a single exon. The coding region runs from base 1 to 570 and encodes 189 amino acids.